AUGGCUUCCAACAACAAAUCAUCAGCUACCAUUUUAGUAUUUUCUCUCCUUGCUUACUCAACAUUCAUUGAGGCUAAUGGUACAUAUCCUCCAUCACCAAAGCCAACACCGCCACCUUCAUCCCAAGUUCAUUGCCCCAUAGACACUUUAAAGCUAGGGGUUUGUGCUGAUAUUUUAGGGUUUGUUAACGUGGUCGUUGGAAAUCCUCCUUCGGGUAGUAAAUGUUGUGCUUUACUCAAAGGUUUGGUUGAUUUGGAGGAAGCAGCAUGUCUUUGCACAGCAAUAAAAGCCAAUGUGCUUGGAAUAAACUUGAAUGUACCUAUCACACUCACUUGGAUUCUUAGUGCAUGUCAAAAAACAGUUCCUCCUGGUUUCCAAUGUGCCUAG
Vicia faba (fava bean) is the source of this 387-nucleotide messenger RNA. The record is from the annotation of a GenBank genome assembly. NCBI's taxonomy places the organism in Eukaryota, Viridiplantae, Streptophyta, Magnoliopsida, Fabales, Fabaceae.